This is a messenger RNA of Solea solea (common sole), 5191 nucleotides long. RefSeq names its product cingulin-like 1 (gene cgnl1). Gene Ontology annotation, cellular component: myosin complex. The transcript has 19 exons. NCBI's taxonomy places the organism in Eukaryota, Metazoa, Chordata, Actinopteri, Pleuronectiformes, Soleidae. Bases 221 to 4195 code for a protein of 1324 amino acids. The record is from RefSeq and is a predicted model, not a curated record.
GAGGCUCGGUCGUCCUCCUCAGACUUCCAGAAAACACGGCGCUACACAAGUCCACACGACUGUGGUGACGACACUUACAUGUCAUUAACUUCUCUUUUCAACACAGUCGUUUUUUAAACUUUCCUCCAAAAUCUACGAGAAGCGAAAAAGAGACAAAAAGCGACGCUGAGGUGGAUCACCUGAUUCAGGGAGAGGGAUUUAUUUUCCUCCUGUUUUCCUGAUGGAGUCGUACAGAGUGACUGGCAUUCCUAACAACGGACCCCAGCGGGUCUACACUCAGCCACCGCGCUCCUCCAGGCCCCUCGGUAAUGGCGCUGGUUCAUACGGACUCAGCAUUCGUGUCCAGGGUAUAGAUGGACACCCUUACGUUGUUCUGAACAACCAGGACAAGGGUCCUCAGUCCUACGUCAACCCUAAUGGGUACAUGGAUGCAGACGAGUCUUUUAUCGAGAACUACCAGGAGUAUGAUUUCAGAGGAAGCAAGGAGGCCGGAUCUAACAGCCCCUUCAUGGAGUACAGGUCUCAGAAGGUGCUGCAUUACUCAGAUUCUCAAAAUGGUGAACCAGAUUCACAAGCAAAGAAAUCGUCCAUGCUUCUGAACUUUCAGAAGCACCCUGAGAUUCUGCAGCCCUACGACCCGGAGACCAACGCCUUGAACCUCGAUGGUUUUCACAGCCUGCCUGCAAGACCGCUGCCUGUGGCUGAGACUGGAAGGGAACGCCACAGUUCCUCUUCCAGAUCUUCUACAUCUGCUUCAUCCCAUACCUGGUCCUCAAGCAUGGGGCAGUAUAAAGCUCCUGCACAGCAAGACAAAGGGCAGCCUUCACCCCACAGCCAGAGUCAAACAGUCCUUCCAAAGCCGAGGUCACAGCCUCAGUCUGCACCGCUCACUCAGCCUCAGACCAGGUCACACUCACAAACCGCUCAGCCUCAGUCCAGACCUCGAUCCACCAAACUGAGUCCAUCUCAGUCCACGGCACCCUCCAACACUGUACAUCAGUCAGCACAGUCUCCGCCCUCCGCCGUGUCUGAUCAGACCAACAGUUCAUGUAGAUCUCCCAGCAGCGCCAUGAGCAGCACCAACUCCAGCCUCGAUCGCAGCCGCCGUGAGCCUGAUGUGCUUCCUCUGCGCAGGAGCGAUUCCAGUGGGCCGGUUCUGGAGUCCUCUUCCCACUCCCCUCACUCGUCUUCAUCCUCCACCUCUAAGGUUCUGCAGGAUGACCAAAUUGAGGCCCUGUAUGGAGACGCCAUCAAUCGCCAUGAUAACCGGCGCUACAUCCCUUUCAGCCCUGGUUCUGGCAGAGACAUCGACACAGGCUCCAUUCCUGGUGUGGAUGAGCUCAUUGAGAAGUUUGAUGGCAAAGAGAGUAGCCACCACCACAGAGGCCGAGCGGGGCGCAGGAACAGGAUCAACCCAGAGGACAGAAAACGCUCCCGCAGUGUGGACAGUGCACUUGGCCUGAGAAAGGCUUCCGGCCUCGGGGAUGAUUUGAGCCGCCAGCGCGGCACGUCAGUGGAGCACGUCCUGCGGCCCUCGCAGCUGCGGCUGCAGAGAACAGCUGGCAGUCAGGACUCGUGGCUCACGGCUGUGGACGGUAAGGUGGACUCCUCCUCCUCCUCUCAUGUCACCAGUGCGCCCGGCUCCCCUCAGAGCAGCGUCUCUAAAGGUGCCGGCUUCAUCCAGGGCUACAAAAAGCCACAGACUCACUUCUCGUCAUUACCAUUCAAGAGUAGAGAGGGUGACAACAGCGCCUCUGCAGGUGGGACGCUGUCGCUCUCUAAGCGCUCGCCCACAGCAGACGAAACAUCCAGCGCAGAAGCAGAUGUUCAGGCGACACCUGAUCUUCUGAAAGGUCAGCAGGAGCUUUCACAACAAACACAUGAAGAGACAGCAAAGCUCAUUUUGUUUAAUUACCUGAAGGAUGGAAGCAGUGACACUGAUGAAACCACAAAGAGAAAAGUCAACCUGGUGUUUGAGAAGAUUCAGACGUUGAAAUCUCGAGCCACUGCGAGCGCACAAGGAGACAACAGAUCCCUGGACGUCCCUGCACAGACCAAAGCUCUGCAAGAACAAAAUGCUGAACUGGAGAAAGAAAUGGCUGAACUCAAGAGACAAAUCCAGGAUCAAGUCAUGAAGAAUCAGGCUGCAGGUGUGAAGGAGCAGCAGCAGGAGCAGCAGCAGGAGCAGCAGCAGGUGCAGCAGCAGGAGCUGCAGCAGGAGCUGGAGCAGGAGCUGGAGCGCAAAACAAACGAGUGCAAGCGUUUGAGGGAAAAACUAUCCAGGACAGAGGCUGAGCUGCAGACCACUGUUGAAGAGCUGUUCCAGGUGAAGAUGGAGAGGGAACAGUUCCAGACGGAGAUCAGAGACCUGCAGGACCAGCUGUCAGAGAUGCACGACGAGCUCGACUCAGCCAAGAAAUCAGCUGCUGAUGGAGAGAAAGACGCCAUCAUCACGGACAUGAUGCAGCUGAAGGUGGAGAUGCAGGAAGUUCUCCUUGCCAAGGAGGAGCAAGAGGAAGUGCUGAGGAGGCGAGAGAGGGAGCUGACGGCUCUGAAAGGAGCCCUGAAGGAGGAAGUGGCCGCUCACGAUCAGGAGGUCGACAAGAUGAGGGAGCAGUAUGAGAAGGAAAUAAGCCGUCUACAGACGUCUUUGGAGGAGGCCAAGCAGAGCAGCGCAGUGAUGGUCCAAGAGAAGGCUGAAGUGGAGGCAGCCAAGGGUGCUGUAGAGGGUCAAGCAGGACGACUGAGUCAGGAGGCCGAGCGGCUGCGCAGGCGAGCACAGGAGCUGGAAAAUGAGGUGACCAAACUCAACCGCAUCAUCGAUGAGGCCAAGCUACAGGAGAGCAGGCUGGGGGACAGAGUCAGCAGGCUGGAGAGAGAGAAAAAACAAGUGGAAGAGUCACUGGCUGAAAUUCAAGAGCAAGAAGAGGAGAUGUCUCGUGCCAACAGAGCACUGAGUGUACGGCUGGAGGACGUCCAGAGGAACCUCACCAAACUGAACAGUGAGCACAAGGAGUUAGAGCAGCGGUUACAAGAAGAGAGGACUCAGAAGGAGCAUUUCAAGGACAUGAAGAACGACAUUGAAGAUGAGAGGAGGCUGCUCGACCGCACAGUCGAGAAACUUCAGAGGGAGAUGAGUGAUAUUGUGGACGCGUCGCAGUCGUCCACUCGGGAGCUGCAGGAGCAGAUCGAUAUUUACAAAGAGAAGAAUCGUCGGGAGCUCGCGGAGCUGCAGAGGCUUUUGAAGGAGAGAGGACUGGAGCUGGACAAGUACCUGCUGCUUACCCAGAGCCUGCAGGACGAGUUGUCACGUCGGGAGGAAAACCUUCAGCAGUGUCAGAGGGAGCGAGACGAGGCCGAGCUGCGGCAGAAGAUGCUGGAAGAGAAGCUUCAUGAUCUGGAGGCGGAGGCGGAGACGCACACACACACUAAAGAUGAGAAGAGCCGGCACAUCAAACUCUUAGAGGAAAGGGUUGCUCAGCUGGAGUUGGACCUGGAUGAAGAACAUCAUAGUGGUGACCAGCUGAUGAACCGGAUAGACCGGGGACGAGAGCAGGUGGAGCAGAUGAGGAAUGAACUCCUGCAGGAGAGGUCUAGCAGACAGGACCUGGAGUGUGACAAGAUGGCUCUGGAGAGACAGAACAAAGACCUGAAGAGUCGAGUGUCUCAUCUCGAGGCCUCGCAGAAGUCCAGCAAAGAAGGUCUGGUCGCUCAGCUGGAGGAUCGAGUCCAGGAGCUGGAGGAGCGGCUGGAGGGAGAGGAAAGGGAGCGUGGAAACCUGCAGGUGGCGAACCGUCGUCUGGAGAGGAAGGUAAAAGAGAUGGUGAUGCAAGUGGAAGAAGAACAUCACUCGCUGCAAGAUCAAAAGGACCAGCUGAAUCUGCGUCUGAAGGCCCUGAAGAGGCAGAUGGACGAGGCUGAGGAGGAGAUCGACCGCCUGGAGCACAGCAAGAAGAAGCUGCAGAGAGACCUGGACGAGCAGCAGGAGGUGAACGAGCAGCUGCAGAGCCAGCUCAAAGCUCUGCGCAGUGACAUCAGGCGUAAGACCUCCUCUGCUCCGCUGCUCAACGCGCUCGACGACGACGACGACGACGACGACGACAUCAGCACUGACGGAGAGACGUACUUCAGCUCGACGUCAGGAUACAAACGCUCGUCCAGUCAGGACAACAUCCUGUCCACCUUCUCGUUGUAAACGGGUCCGUGGACGUCCAUGAAUCCACUCUGAGGUUCACGGACGACGUCUUUAUUUUGUCCAGUAGAAAAUGAAAUGUACAUUUUGUUAAAUUGACUCAUUUUACAGACUUUGCUUCAUUAACACGUGUUUGUCCGUGAUUAUUUUAGCGUUAGUCAAGUUUAAAAAAUGCUCUUUUAUGCACUGUAACAACAACACAUCACAACUGCCUGUGAACAAGAGGAAGUUAUUAACCUUUUAUGCCUUUAAGUAUGUCACAUUUAUAUUUAGCAUCUAAAGACACGCUUUUGUAUCAUUCCUUUAAAUUUAAAUAUAUUCAGCUUUUUUUUAAUGAAUGAAUGAAUGAAUGAAGAUCAAAUCCAAAAAAAUCUGAAGGAUCAAGAAGUUUGUUUUUAUUUAUUCGAGGCUGAAAAUACAAAAUCCCAGCUCGUGAGGUUUUUAGGGAACCAUGAAUGAGGGACUAUUUUUAUACAGUUUUAUAGAAGUGACGACCAAUUAUACUGUGGCUCCAUUACUAUUCAUUAUUCACUCGUUGUCAUUAGAAGUGAUUUUGUAAUUUAGUCACAGUGUUGUUUAUAUUUAUCUGCCUCGAAGUUUGCUUUUAUUUUACUGAACUUAACAAAGAACAAAGCUGCAGAUAUCAAAACUCUUCUGUCCUCACUGUGGACGCAGUUCCAGUCUUAAACCUCUCGUGUGUGUGUGUGUGUGUGUGUGUGCGUGUGUGCGUGUGUGUGUGAGAGUGUGUGUGUGUGUGUGUGAGAGUGAACGGUGUCACUGUACUCUCCAGUCCUUCCAGGUCCAGUUAAAGAACUUUAACUUUCCUAAACUGACAAUCGUUGUCUUCACUGUGAUGAUUUGCACUCUCUGUUCUCAGUGGUGACGUCGCUGUGACGCCUGUGGAGGGCGAGAGUGAAAGUUCCGCCUCUACCUCUGUACACACGUUGUUGUUCAUAAAUCCUGCUGACACUCAAAUAAACUUACUUCCACUUACUCUCA